This is a messenger RNA of Carassius gibelio (silver crucian carp), 3417 nucleotides long. Its product is annotated as folylpolyglutamate synthase, mitochondrial. The transcript is spliced from 15 exons. Gene Ontology annotation, cellular component: cytosol; mitochondrion; cytoplasm. Gene Ontology annotation, biological process: tetrahydrofolylpolyglutamate biosynthetic process. Bases 1 to 1725 code for a protein of 574 amino acids. Lineage: Eukaryota; Metazoa; Chordata; Actinopteri; Cypriniformes; Cyprinidae. The record is from RefSeq and is a predicted model, not a curated record. Gene Ontology annotation, molecular function: ATP binding; tetrahydrofolylpolyglutamate synthase activity.
AUGCUGCGUGUGUCCCGCAUGCUGGAGCGUUUACGCGCGUGUACCGAAGCCUCCGCGCGUAACCGACACUGGACCAAAAUCGCCGAGCUGUCAGUGAAGUUCUCGAGUACUAAAACUGCUCCGCGCUUCCGAAGAAUGGAUUAUCAGGAUGCGGUUUGCACGCUCAACACCCUCCAGACGAACGCCAGCGCACUGGAGCAGGUGAAGAGAGAGAGAGGACAUCCUCAGCUCCAGCUGCAGGCCAUGAGAGGCUUCCUCCAGCGGGCAGGACUCAAGGCAGAAGAACUUGAUCGUCUUAAUAUUAUUCAUGUGACUGGAACAAAAGGAAAGGGUUCUACGUGUGCCUUUACAGAACAGAUUUUGAGAAAGUAUGGCUUCCGGACUGGAUUCUACAGUUCACCUCAUUUGGUGCAAGUGAGAGAGCGAAUCCGAAUCAACGGGCAGCCAAUAGGAAAAGAGCUGUUCACCAAAUACUUCUGGCAGGUGUAUUGUCGACUGGAGGAGACGAAGGAUGCCCAUGGCGGCAGCAUGCCUGCUUAUUUUCGCUUUCUCACCAUCUUGGCCUUUAAUGUCUUUCUGCAGGAGAAGGUUGAUUUGGCAGUCAUUGAGGUUGGGAUCGGUGGAGCUUAUGACUGCACCAAUAUUAUCAGGCAUCCCUGGGUGUGUGGCAUCUCCUCUUUGGGUAUAGAUCACACCAGCAUACUGGGAGACACCAUUGAGAAAAUUGCUUGGCAGAAAGGAGGGAUUUUCAAGCGAGGAGUUCCUGCAUUCACAGUCAAACAACCUGACGGGCCGAUGAAGGUGCUUCAAGAGAGGGCAGAAGAAAUUGGGUGUUCGUUAUCAGUGUGUCCUGAUCUGGAGGAGUAUGAGAGCGAGGGUUUGCUCAGCUUGGGUCUAGCUGGCCACCAUCAGCGCAGUAAUGCUUCUCUGGCUCUACAGCUCUCACACACCUGGCUGCAGAGACACUUCCUCACAGAUCCUGCGUCAUCUCCAGUAGAGUUCAGCGGUGUGAGUUCAGCUCCAGUGUUCAAGCCUAGUCCUACAAUGAUCAAAGGUCUUGCAGAGACUGAGUGGCCUGGGCGCAAUCAAACGCUAAAACACGGUCCUGUGACGUAUUUCCUGGAUGGAGCUCAUACUACUCGAAGCAUGCUGGCUUGUGUCCGCUGGUUCAAUGAAGUCACACCACAACAUGAGAAAAAUACUGGGGGUACGGUGCUGAGGGUCCUCUUAUUCAACGCUACAGGAGAGAGAGACUGUGCCGCUAUGCUCAAACUGCUCAUACCCUGUCACUUUGACUUUGCUGUGUUCUGUCCAAACAUCACAGAGGCCAUAGCGACCUGUAAUGCAGACCAACAGAACUUUAAUGUUUCCGUGGAAAACAUGCUCACGCGUUGCUUGGACAACCAGCAGAGCUGGCGCAUUCUGAAUGGGCAGGAGGAGAAGCCAGAGGCGGAGCUUCUGAUCGGAGGAGGUUUGCCAUUGGUGGCAGAAAGACACAGCGACACACUGGUGUUUCCCUGCAUCCUCAGCGCCCUGCAGUGGAUCAGUCAGGGAAGAGACUCUGUUCUGUCCGACCCAAAUAAAUGUGUCAUACCCCUUAAACCUAGCAUAAACGCGAAAGCUGCUCCACUUCGAGAGGCUGUAAGCAUACACGUCCUCAUCACAGGUAGUUUACACCUGGUGGGAGGGGCUUUAAAACACUUGGACCCUGCUUUAAACUCUUAACGGACAUAUGCAUGUGUCUGCAGUGUCAGACCGCCUGCCAAACACAGCAAGAGCACCACCCAGUGCCUGAACCCUCUGUUUCGGUACUUAAAAGGAGUAGUUGAAUGAAGUAAAAAAAAAAAAAGAUUUGCUGAAAAUGUACUCAUCCUCAGGUCAUCCAAGGUGUAGAGGAGUUUGUUUCUUUAUCAGAUUUGGAGAAAUUUAGCAUUGCAUCACUUGCUCACCGAUGGAUCCUCUGGAGUGAAUGGGUGACGUCAGAAUGAGAGUCCAAAGAGCUGAUAAAAACAUCACAAAAAUCCACAAGUAAUCCACAAAACUCCAGUCCAUCAGUUAAUGUUUUGUGAUGUGAAAAGCUGUGUGUUUGUAAGAAACAAAUCCAUCACUUUUUACUUUAAACCAUUGCUUUCAGCUAAAAUAUCCAUAAUCCAUAACACUUCCUCCUUUGGAAAAGUCCAUGCCUUUCCUCUCGCAUCAAAAUGCAACCACAUAAUUAUUUAUAAAACUUUUGGCUUGUAAACGAUGCUUGAUCUGUGCAUAUUUCUCUCCUGAUUCAGACAAGAUUACUUUUUCCACUGGAGAAAGCUAUAAUAUUUUUAGCCAUACAGGUUUCAAGGAAAAAUGUCUUGAUGGAUUUAUUUAUAAUAAUGGAUUUGUUUUACUUCACAAGAAGUUAACUGACGAACUGGAGUGGUGUAGAUUAUUGUGAUGUUUUUAUCAGCUGACGGCACCCAUUCACUGCAGAGGAUCCAUUGGUGAGCAAGUGAUGUAAUGAUACAUUUCUCCAAAUCUUUUUUUGAUGAAGAAACAAACUCAUCUACCAUCUUUGAUGACGUGAGGGUGAGAAAACUGUCAACAAAUGUACAUUUUUGGGUGAACUACUCCUUUAACAGUUCAGUAUUAGAAGGUUUUCUGCAAAUCAUGUUUGAAAUAUAUUGUUCUAGAAUCCAUGCAUUCUGUAUCCUGAAAAGCAUUGGACUAGUUCAUCCGUUUAUGUAAAAAGCACAUAAAUCUGAAUCUACUUGAGCUGUUUACGAAUACUAUAAUGGGUUACUUUAAUUUGAAGUACUUGCAUUCAGUUCAUUUUCUGUGUAAGCUUAUUUGUUUUACACUACAAUUUUGACGUUUUUAACUGGAUUUUUCCAUUCAUGAAGUAUAAAGUCAGGUUGCCUGUUCAUCAGUGUUUGUGUUUUUGUAUUGCACUGAAAUAAUUGGGCCAUAUAUAAAACACCGUUCUCUAAUAGUUUAAUGUGUCAUUUCUCACACAUGCACGGGAAAGUUUACAUUCAUAAGUGGAUGCAAAACAAUGUUCAAAGCAUGUCAACAUUGCGGUGCCCACAUCCGUUCAUAGUGAAUCCAAAUGUGUUAAAUGUUUGUGUGUGUGUGUGUGUAUAUACAUUACAGAACUGGAGAUGUAUACAAAUGGACUGUCAAAUAUGACUUAAUUUUUUGUAGCAUUUUAUGUAUUGUAGUAUUUUCAAAUACAACUUUGCAUUUUUGAAUAUGGUAACUUGGUUUUGGGAUAAUUUGUUAUAAAUGAAAGACUGGAUAAUUAAUAUAGCAAUAAUGUGACUAGAAAUGUAUUUUGACCAAUAAAUAUUAUACCAAUCUUGUCUUAAAGUGUAAAAGGGUGCUAUUAAAAGUCUUCGAGUGCUGUGUAUAACAGAUGGAAAGUAAAUAAAAAGAAAAAUUGAA